CUUUCUGACAGUAACCCUACUGUUCUGCUUCGUGACAGCCCCUCCUGGGCAGGGCCUUUCAGCAGCACCAGAUGAGCCCAACACAGGCCCACCUUAAGGUGGCAUCUUCCCAGGGACCUGCACCAGCCAAUCACGUCACUCAGGAUGGACGGCUGCAGCACGAGAUAACCCCAUUUGGCGCCAAGCACUGUACAGUGUGUGCCUUGUUCUGCUUUCCUAAGAAAGUUAAGGCUGAGCUGGUGAGCCUGACCCUUAACAGGCCUUUGGAAUUCCCCUGCAUACAGGCUACAUUAGGAUUUUUUUUCCAUUGGGAACGAACUUGAGUUUACUUUAGAAGCCCUUAUUUGGUGCACAAGUCUGGGUAUUUGACAGAGAUUUCAGCUUUGCAAGUGAGUUGGGGUUGAUUCCUUCUCUGGGAAAAACUGCUGGUCGCUCUGGUCCACAGAAGUCUCAACAUAGACGUAGACAAGGAAGGUUCUUGCUGAGACUUAGCCAAAGAAAACUCCAAAGGAACGCUCUGAGAACUCAUUUCAGGAUGAAGCUGCAAGGGCAAAGAAGGGCUUCUAACACAGACAAAUGCUGUCCAUGGACCCACAGACGCCCGUGGACUCUUCUCCCAGCGACUGCAGCCCCUGCGGUGAGAAUCCGGCCCUUGAGAGGGCAGCUUCCUCUCGUCCUGCUGCUGUCCACCCUGCAGAGGCCCACGGUUGCAGUUAAAAUCGACUUUGACUUGGCACCAAAUUCCUUUGAUGAUCAGUACCAAGGCUGCAAGCAACAGGUCAUAGAUGAACUGAUUCAAGGGGAUUAUUUCACAAAAGAACUAGAAGCCCAUAGGGAUUACCGCAAGGUCUGGCAGUUCACCCAUGUAACCUGGUUGAACCAAGCAAAAGCUCUCCCCAAGAACAUGAGUACUGCACAUGCCUUGGCCAUCUUGGUUUAUUCAUCAAACAACACCGUUCAAUCAGACUUCGCUAGAGCCAUGGCCAGUGCUGCUAGGUCUCCACAGGAAUAUAAACAUUCAUUCCAUUUCAAAUAUCUACACUACUACCUGACCUCGGCAAUCCAGCUGCUGAGGAACGAGACUGUUAGGAGGAAUGAACCCCUGUGUUAUGAGGUGCAUCACGAGAUGAAGGAUGUCUACUUGGAAGCCCACACAGGUGCCACCAUUCGAUUUGGCCAGUUCCUCUCCACCUCCCUCCUAAGAGAAGAGGCACAGAAGUCUGGGAACCAAACGUUAUUUACCAUAUUAACCUGCCUGGGUGCACCUGUACAAGAUGUCUCUCUCAAGAAGGAGGUCCUGGUCCCUCCCUAUGAGUUGUUUAAAGUUAUAAAUACAAGCUACCACCCAAGAGGAAACUGGUUGCAACUGCAGUCAACUGGGAACCUGAGCACGUAUAACUGCCAGCUGCUGAAAGCUUCCAGCAAAAAGUGCAUCGCUACUCCCGCAGUUAUUGCUUCCGUCUCCUUUUUGACCAGUGUCAUCAUCUCUUCCAAAGGUGGCGCAUAAAGAAGGCUUGUGGGUUUUGCCUUCCCUGUCCCCUUUUGCUUUCUUCCAGUCCAGGCACCCUGACUCCCCAUGGGGAAUCCUUCUGCACACCUAUCAAUUGAUGCAGACCUGGCUCAGCCCACUGCCUAUGAGUAACUUCUCCAUGGACACAGAGAUUUAUGUUGGAAUAGGAAAAUGAUCCAGUCAGAGCCUGUGAGAUACAAGCAGGGUACUUUAUGGAAUUGGGCUGGGAGUACAUGGGAGCCAUUUUUUUGAGUGAAGAUUAGUGAAAGCAGAGUAUGAGCCUAGAAUCGCCAGUGGCUGCCUUGCUACCGAGAAGAGAGAAUCUGCCUCCCUGAGAAUGCAGCUAACACAAUGAAAAAAGAGCUGAGAAAUGAAAAGAAAGUGAAAACUGAUGAAAGUGUCUGAGCCCCUAGAUCCAGCUGUGCCUGAAACUGCUUUUCAUUUCAUAAAUCAAUAAAUUGUAUUUUUGCUUAUAUAAUUUGAAUUAAAAUUUCUAUUUCAUGCAGUCGAAGGAGUUAUGAUGAAUACAAGAACUCUUUCAUUUUUAAUUUAGCGAUCCUAAGUAUUAGGAACAAAUCAGAGACCCUUGAGUUAGAAAGCGAUGGACAAAUUCUUCAUCAAAUGAUAAAGCUUUGAGCCUCAGAGACAUACUAAAGGUGUGAAUACUCUUAAUAGAUUUUUGCCAGCAUUCAAAACCAAACCAGUGUAGUCUCAGGUGUGAGGAAACACGGAAACCCGAGAAAUAGGUGGGACAGUUAAUGAAAGAUGUUAGGGGAAUCUCAUUCACUGCCAGUAAUGGGGUGUGGCACACAUGUUUCUUCUAAAAUAUUACAGAAUUAAGAAUUUAAACUCAUAUGUUAAUUUACAGAAUGCUUUAUGGCAAAUUGGACUUUGAGUCUUCAUCACAAAUUUAAGUAUGUUUGUUAGGAAAGCAAGUGGAUGUGUGUGGAGAUAAAGGAGAAGGUAAGGGAAUUACCAAGCAAAUAUUCAAAUUACCACGCAAAUAUCAAAGAUAUACUGAGUCCCCAUUAUGUGCAAACAAUUCAGUAAAAAGAAGUAUAAAUCAUCAACUUCACAGCUGGGCAUGUCCUCCAACUCUUCUCUCAGGGAGGAGACAAGAUAAGUGGGACAAUGGGGGACUGCUUGACCUGAUCUCCAAAGACCCUACUAAUUGGGCUAAAUGGAGUGAAGGUGAGAGCUGGUGCCAAACCUUUGAGUUCUGAAAGUCCAUGCUACUUAGCUCCUCUGAGACUUAGAUAAGAUGCAGCAAAAUUGGAAAUCAGCUCAUCCAGCCCCAGUAGGACUUCCCCAAGGGCCUGGGUCAUAACAGAAGAGGUUGAGUGAGGAAUUAACGGCAUCAAAUCACCAGGUAGAGAAUUCAGGCAUCCAGUACUGUCAUUCUUCCCCCCGCCUCGCCCCCCCCCGCUUCCCCUUUGGAAACCAUAAGUUGAUUUGUUUUCUAUGUCUUUGAGUCUGUUUCCCUUUUGUAUCUAGAUUCAGUUGUAUUACUUUUAGGUUCUACAUAUAAGUGAUAUCAUAUAGUAUUUGUCUUUCUCUGUCUCACUUACUUCAUGAAGUAUAAUAUUCUCUAGAUUCAUCCAUGUUGCUGCAAAUGGCAAUAUUUCGUUCUUUUUUAUGGCUGAGUAAUAUUCCAUUGUCACAUAUUUACCACAUCUUCUUAAGCCAAUAGUCUGCUGAUGGGGACUUGGGUUGUUUCCAUGUCUUGGCUAUUGUAAAUAGUGCUACUAGUAGAACACUGGAGGACAUGUAUCUUUUUGAAUUAGUUUUUGUUUUUUCCAGAUGUAUAACCAGGAGUAGGAUUGCUGGAUCAUGCAGUAGCUCUUUUUCAGUUUUUUAAGGAACCUCCCAUAUUGGUUUCCAUAGCGGCUGCACCAAUUUACAUCCCCACCAGCAGUGUAGGAGGUUCCCAGUAUUAUCAUCCUUUACAUUGAGAUUUUGAAAUGAAUAGGGUCUGUUACCUAGCUUACACUGGCCUCUUCACCCAAUUAAGCAAACAAAAUUUCCAUAAACACAUACAGUUUCCAUGAUUCAUUGCCCAGAAUCUUUGGCAGAUUAGCGGCUAUCUAGUAGAGAAUCCUGAGGGCAUGGCUUCAGGAACAAGCUUUGCAGUGAGUCUUGGUGAGGCAGUAGUGAAAUGUGCUAGGAAAAGCCUCCUACAUCUUGCUUAUAUAUUUUUUUGGUGUUAUACAAAUUUAUUUGUUGAGCCAUACUAUGUACAAAGCACUUUCGGAUUUAAAUUUGGAUACACUAAGCCAGAUCUUCAAUAAGUUUACAAUCUCUUAGAAGAAAUUAAGAAAAUAACACAAACAAGUCACAAAGGAAAUAUCAAAAGAUACAGGGAAAUCAAGCCUUCUGUUCAUGAGAGUUCAGAAGAGAGAUUCCUUCUAACUGAGGUGAGAGAGGAAGCCAGGAAGGCUUCAAGUAGGAGGCAGCAUUAGAGCAAGACCUUGGGACAAUGGGAUGGGAGCAAAGGGUAAGAGGAAGGAGAAAAAACAGGAAGCAUGGGUGUGUAUCAAGUGCUUAGUGCCAAUAACAAGUACAAAUAAUAAGUGUUUGAAGUUUAUAGAGAAAACCAGGAUUCUUCUGGCCUCUAGUUGGGUACAGCUUUCUGUCAGAGACAAGACUUAGAGGAUGGUCUUCAGAUGGGUGGAAAAGAGACAGCUGGGUAGAGAAGAAGGUGGGAUACAGGAUGAUCACUGCAUAUGAGGGUCAGAAAACAGGUCUGGCAGAGUGAAGGAGUAAUGUAACCGGAGAGGAAAGUUGAAGCCAGUUAAGUCAGUUAAGCCUAGAGAGUUAGCCUAAUGCAUUUGACAUCCAUGAGAAAUCAGAGUUUUCUAAGUAAAACAUUUUAAACUGAUUUUCACAGCAUACUGCCAGCACCACUAGCAUCAGUAUCCCUUAAAAGCCUGUUAGAAAUGUGAAUUCUAGGGCCUGAUCCCAAAUCUAUGGAAUCAGAAACCCAGAAAUCUGUGUUUAAUAAGCCCUCCAGACUUGUGAUCUAUGUGAUUAUAAUCAUUAAGGGAAUAACCAAUCUUUAAAAAAGAUAACUUAGUUCUUCCUCCUGCUUUAUGGAACAAGUCUCUGGAGCUAGAAGUUGUUCUCUUGAUGUAGAUUUAUGGGUUUAGUUAAGGAUGAUUGUAUGUAGUUUGCAUCCCCUCCAUCUCUCCCUGAGGUCCAAAUGUUUUGUGCAAGAAGUUUGUAAAGCGGACCUUUGAUUUAAAUUGAUUUGAAGUCUAAGUUCAUGAAAUUUUAGGAGAUUGAUUUCAAAAAAUUCACUGUAAUUUCUGCCCCUGUUAGUCUGGGAUAUCUUCUAAGAAUAAAAUGGACCCUCAAUUGUACAUAAACUCACAUGGAUUGUUAAAAUAAACUACAUUAUAAAUUUGCAUAGUACGUAUCUUUUUAUAGUAAGUUUAUUAAAAUAACAUGUGCAUCUCCCCUUUUUGUAUAUACAGAACGUACCAGCAUCUGAAGGCCACCCAUCUUUAUUGAGGUGGGCACCACCCAUCUCUAACAUCAAAGGGCUACACUGGCUGCCAUUCCCAAUGGCAUCUAGUGAAGAUUUCCCUUGAACUGUCACCUGUCACUCUUCCAGUCAUUUCACAGAAAGACUCUGACCCAGGACUUUUCUUUGUCCCAUUCAUUUCCAUCUGUGUCCCCCAGCAACAUCCUGGUAUACAACCCUAAGUCCAAGAAAAGGCAAGUGAAUCUCCAGACACAUAGGUUCAGAAAAGGUAACAAAGAGGUGCACCUCCCUCCUCUCAUUUGUAUAUGUGUCUUUCUGAGAGGACAGUAGCAAAUGGAUCAGCUCAAGAGCUUCCUCAAAAUAAGAUAGUUGUUAAUGGGUAUCUACUGCCAGCGAGCGAGGAUUCAGCUUUAGAGUGGAGAGAAAAUGCAGAGUUAAUGUAUUGAAACUCAUCCUUUUCCAGGCCCUCUAAGCCCUAGAAAUGUUCAAAAUCCCCUCGACCCUUACCAUAGGGCAUUCUGAAGGUCUUAUUGGUAGGGAGAAUGGAAUAGAUAACUAAUAUAAAGUUACAAUGGUAAUUACAAUAGCAGCUGUGGCUUUGGAGCUGGGCUCUUGGCUCAAGCUGACAAAAGUACAACUUCAAAGGCGCCAUGAUUAGGGAGGUCUUCUGCAACCUUCAUAUAAGUGACUUCACAGCUGGCUAAAGAAUAUGUAAAUGAUGGAGGAACGAUAUACCUCAAGUGCUAGAGCACAUGCUUAGCACAUAUGAGGUCCUGGGCUCAAUCCCCAGUAGUGCCUCUAAAAUUAAAUAGAUGAACAAAUAAACCCAAUUAUCUCCCUCCCAAAAGUAAAUAACAAAAAUAAAAUAAAAAAUUUUUAAAGAAUACAUAAAAGAAGUUGUGGUAUAUCUAUACAAUGGAAUACUACUCAGCCAUAAAAAAGAAUAAAAAUGCCAUUUGCAGCAACAUGGAUGGACCUGGAGAUUGUCAUUCUAAGUGGAGUAAGCCAGAAAGAGAAAGGAAAAUAUGACCUGAUAUCACUUAUAUGUGGAAUCUAAAAAAAAAAAGAUGACACUAAUGACCUCAUAAACAGAAACAGACUCACAGACACAGUAAACAAUCUUAUGGUUACUGGGGAAAGAGGGUGGAAAAGGAUAAAUCUGGGAGUUUGAGAUUCGCAAAUGUUAGCCACUAUAUAUAAAAACAGAUUAAAUAUAGAGCACAAGGAACUAUAUUCAAAUAUCUUGUAAUAACUGUUAAUGGAAAAGAAUAUGAUAAUGAAUAUAUGUAUGUAUAUGCAUGACUCAGACAUUGUGCUGUACACCAGAAACUGAUACGUUGUAACUGACUAUAGCUCAAUAAAAGAAAAAAAAUUAAAUAAAUAAAUAAAUAAAAAUUAAAAGAAUAUGUAAAUAGAGCA
Messenger RNA from Camelus dromedarius (Arabian camel), 6413 nucleotides. RefSeq names its product ADP-ribosyltransferase 4 (inactive) (Dombrock blood group) (gene ART4). NCBI's taxonomy places the organism in Eukaryota, Metazoa, Chordata, Mammalia, Artiodactyla, Camelidae. The transcript has 3 exons. Gene Ontology annotation, molecular function: NAD+ poly-ADP-ribosyltransferase activity; NAD+-protein-arginine ADP-ribosyltransferase activity. The record is from RefSeq and is a predicted model, not a curated record. The coding region runs from base 536 to 1507 and encodes 323 amino acids.